Messenger RNA from Drosophila eugracilis, 570 nucleotides. RefSeq lists its product as uncharacterized. The coding region runs from base 1 to 570 and encodes 189 amino acids. NCBI's taxonomy places the organism in Eukaryota, Metazoa, Arthropoda, Insecta, Diptera, Drosophilidae. The transcript has 2 exons. The record is from RefSeq and is a predicted model, not a curated record.
AUGAUUUUUUGGUUUUGGAUCGGCUGCUUCUCUCUCAUAUUUACUUGUGUGAGGAGUGAGGAAAGAAACUUUCGGGUUAUCAUUGACCAAGUUAACAUUACGAAUGUCGAUAGAGACGUUUAUGAAAACGUUGAAUGCAAAGUGCAUCAGAUUAACAAUCGGACCUACAUCGAUUCCAGUCAUAUGUUUAAGCAUAAGGUUGAAGAUCUGAGGGUUCAUGCUGCCAUGGAUUUCUGGAAACUGAACAGUAAGCAGAAGAUGAAACUGUAUGAUGUUGAGUUGGAUGGCUGUUAUAUCCUGGAAAAUGCCAACAAAAACCGAUUGUUCAAUAUGUAUGUAAAGAGCUUGAAAAAACAUUCAACCGUGAAAUUUAAGUGUCCCUUUCAAGCGAAUGUGAACUAUGAAGUGAAGAACAUGACAAUGAAUGAGGAGGACUUCCCUUCGUUUGUUCCUCUUGGAAAGUUUCGGUCUCUUAUUGAAUACAUUAUAAAUCAGAAAAUGAGGGCUAGAUUCAUUGCAAGUGGAAAAAUUAUUCCAUAUUCAACGGAUCCAUUAAAAGUAUUAACGUAA